This is a messenger RNA of Chenopodium quinoa (quinoa), 3238 nucleotides long. Its product is annotated as protein NPGR1-like. The coding region runs from base 630 to 2789 and encodes 719 amino acids. The record is from RefSeq and is a predicted model, not a curated record. The transcript is spliced from 6 exons. Gene Ontology annotation, molecular function: protein binding. Lineage: Eukaryota; Viridiplantae; Streptophyta; Magnoliopsida; Caryophyllales; Amaranthaceae.
CCCAUAAAAAUUAACACAAUGUCACUUUCCAACAUUUAGAAUGGAGUUAAUGUUGGCAAAUAGCCCAACCAUAACCCAAGAAAAUCAAACCUAAACCCCAUCCAACAUUAAUACCACAAUCUCUCAUCAUUCUUAGCAGCAUAACACAGAGACAGAAAGAAAUAAAAUACUAACCAACUUUUAAUUGUGCACAGCAAGAUAGCAGAUAUCACACUUCACCUGUUGCCUUCGCCAGCCCAUAACAAGCCACUGCGCGCAAAGGUCAGCAACAACACACUCACAAAAGGUGCCAAAAAAAGGACAAAAGUGCGCACUCAACUCAGAUCUCCGUAACAUAGUUGAGAAUCUUAUUUUUAUGAGUUGUUUUCAAUUUUUGCUCUCUUUUUCUUAAAUUAAAGUUGGAAAAAUUCAAAACAUCCAAUUUUAGCUCACAUGAACAAACCCAAGAUUACUGAGAGAGACUGAGAACUGAGAAGAUUCUCUGUUAGAGAAGUUGCUUUCAUGGCAGUUUUUUUGGUGACUAUAAAAUGAAGGAUACUCUGUUGAGUUAUACUUAGUUUGGGAGCGGAAAGGUUAAAGAUAUCUUUGCUCUGGUGUAUGGUUGUUUGUGUGUUUUGGAAACGGGAACAAUGUUGUGUGCUUGCUCAGGAGAGCAAUUCAAAUUCAAGGAGCCGGUACCGCGGUCACCGGAGUCGUUGGCCACCAGAGAUUUCUCGAUCAGUGGCCUCUCGUCGAGAACGGACGAUUUGAAGAGUAUUUCUUCAAGGACUACUGGUGAUUUGGGGUCAAAAUAUGAAGAUGCUCAUGUAGAUGAAGUUGAAUCCACGUUGAAGGAAGCUCUCUCAUUAAACUAUGAGGAAGCUAGAGCAUUGCUUGGCAGGAUAGAAUAUCAGAAAGGGAAUUUUGAUGCUGCUCUACAACUUUUCCAAGGGAUUGACAUUAAGGGAUUAACUCCAAGAAUGGUUACUGCUAUUUCAGAGCGAACCAGGCCACGAAAACAAAGAUCCAAGGGUGAUAAUUCCCUUGCUGGUGUAAUGUCUUGGCAUUCUGUAAGCCUUCUCCUUGAAGCCAUUCUACUCAAGUCUAAGGUCUUGGAAGAACUUGGGAAGAUUUCAGAGGCUGCUAGGGAGUGCAAAUUGAUUGUGGACAUAGUCGAAUCUGCAUUACCUAAUGGUAUGCCAGCCAAGAUCAGUAAAGACAAUAGGAUGCAAGAGAUGUUUCACAAGGCUCUGGAAUUGCUUCCUAAACUAUGGAAAGAAGCUGGGUGCCUUGAUGAAGCCAUCAUAGCUUGUCGUCGAGCUCUUGUGAAGCCCUGGAACUUGGAUCCUUACAGAUUAGCUAGUGCCCAAAAGGAGUUAGCUGCUAUAUUGAUUUAUGGAGGGGUUGAAGUGGGCCUUUCCCCUCAAUUACUAAUAUGGGGUCCAACUACCCCUAGAAGUAAUAUCGAGGAAGCAAUUCUUUUGCUGUUUAUCUUGAUUAGAAAAGCAUCAUGUAAUGAAAUUGAGUGGGACCCAGAAAUCAUGGAUCAUCUCUCUUUUGCAUUGUCAAUGUGUAAUGGUUUCUUGUUUCUCACUCAGCAUGUGGAGCUUGUACUUCCAGGAAUCUAUGACAGAGCUGAGAGAUGGUACAUUCUUGCCCUUUGUCAUAGUGCUGCAGGCCAGAACGAGGCAGCAUUAAAUCUAGUGAGGAAGAUUACUGGACAUUCUGAGUCAAAGCACAAACCUCACAUCCCUUCUCUUUUGUUGGGAGCAAAAUUGUGCGUGGAUGAUUUGAAGCAUGCUCAAGAAGGAAUAGACUAUUGUCAUAGAGUUUUUGAAUUGGCUGGUGACGAAAACAACCAUUUUAUGGCUCAAGCUCAUAAGUUCUUAGGGUUGUGCUAUUCAAAUGCUGCCAGAGUAUCUACAUCUAACUUGGAAAGAGAGAUGUAUCGGAAGGGGUCACUGAAGUCUCUUAACAAGGCUGCUUGUAUUGUAAAGGAUGAUCCUGAGUUGAUGUUCAACCUGGGAUUGGAAAAUGCUGCUCAAAGAAAUCUUGAUGCCAGUUUCGGUUACACCAAGCUCUACUCCAAUAUGAUGGUUGGGAGUUCGGGGAAAGGGUGGAAACUAUUGGCUUUAGUAGCUUCCGCACAGCAGCAAUUUGAAGAUGCUGAAGACAUAGUUGAUAUUGCAUUGGAUGAAACCACCGGCAUUGAUCAGUUACAACUGUUGAGAUUAAAGGCUGUUCUACAGAUUGCUCAAGAUAAUCCCAAGCAAGCUAUAGAAAACUACGUACAACUGUUGGCACAGAUUCAAGCAGCAAAGAAGCACAAUUUUCAGAGUCACACCCUGCAGGUAACAGAAAUGAAAAAUCUGGAGAUGGAAGCUUGGCAAGAUCUGUCCAAUCUGUACACAAGGCUUGAGUCUUUGGGAGAUGCCGAAAUUUGUGUGGAAAGGGCAAAGUCAAUCAACCUGUACAGCCCUCAAAGUUGGCAUGUAGCAGGUGUGCUGUUCAAGGCUCGAUCACAAUACAAGGAAGCACUCGUUGCUUUCUCUGUCUCACUGUCAAUCGAUCCAAAUUACGUACCUGGAUUAGUUUCAGCUGCGGAAGUGUUCAUGGAACUUUGUCCCUCUUCUCUACCUAUAGCAAAAGGCUUCUUAACGAAUGCCCUACAAUUAGAACCAACAAACCAUGAUGCUUGGUUGCAUUUAGGUUUGAUUCUUAAAAAAGAAGGUUUAAUAUUGCAGGCCGCUGAUUGUUUCCAAGCUGCUUGCGAACUGAAGUCCACAGCGCCUAUUCAACCAUUCUUAUAAAGCUAUUUUCGGAUACUUUCAAAGAAUAAAGUUUAGAGAGGCGUGUGUUUUCAAAAAAAAAAAAAAAAGUUUAGAGAGGCGUAUGGCAGGAAGCUUAAUUUAUCCAGAUCCUUUUUGAAUUAAUGUAAAUCAAUGUUCUCGUCAAACAAAAAAAGAAAAGAAAAAUCAAUGUAUCAUAUCCAAUGUGUCAUGGUAUAGUUUGUAUUUCACCCGAUGCUUAUGUACAGAGCUGAAAAUUCUAGCUGGGCUAACUAGUAGCUCAGAAUUUGCAGCUACAUUGCCUGUAUGCUCUCUUGUAAGGUGUAAUUUGUCCCGUAUAAUUCACUACUGUUUUUGCUGUUAGAAGUAGAACAUCUACUCAAAAUCUAUCUAUUUUCCUAAAACUGGAAUUAGCCCAAUUAGGGUACAUUGUUUCAAAAUUAAUCUUAUGCUGGACCAUACAAAAUUUA